AUGGCUCAGCAUCAUGGCAAAGUUCUCAUAACAGGCUGCUCAGAUGGCAGCCUGGGGUCCGCCCUUGCCAUCGCUUUUCAUGAAUCUGGCCUCCAGGUAUAUGCCACAGCGCGAGACCCUUCCAAGAUGACAAACAUGACUUCCCGAGGGAUCAGAACACUUCAACUCGAUGUUCUUUCUGAUAGCUCGAUUGCCGCUUGCGUCCGGGAGGUUCCUGAACUUGAUAUCCUAGUCAACAAUGCUGGUGGUGGCUACAGCAUGCCCAUGUCGGAUAUCUCUAUACCUGAUGCCAAAAAGAUUUUUGAUCUCAAUGUCUGGUCCUAUAUUGCUGUUACGCAAGCCUUUCUGCCGCUUUUAAUGAAAUCUAAAGGAAUGAUUGUCAACCACACGUCAGCUGCUUCUGUCUGUGGUCUGCCAUUUCAGUCUGCAUACAACGCCUCAAAGGCUGCGAUGGCAGCAUUUUCUGAGACGCAGCGAUUGGAACUUGAACCUUUUGGCAUCAAAGUGGUCGACCUGAAGACCGGGUUCGUUUUAUCCAAAAUUCAAGAGAAUCAGCGGAAAAACAUGCCGUUCAAUUUGCCUAGGGGCUCAAUAUACGGAGAAGUCAAAGACGUGGUUGAGAACUCGACCAGUGGCUUUCAAGUGGAGAAUUUAGGAAUACCGGCCGAAAAUUGGGCAAACCAAGUAGUCAAUGAUCUUCUGCGGACUAGACCGCCAUACAUUGUAUGGCGGGGUGCUCAAGCUUGGCUGGCGCGGAUUGGAAGUGUUUUGCCGACUGGGACGCUUGAUAACCAAAUCAAGAAGCUGACAGGAUUGGAUCUUAUUGAACGGAGGAUGAAUUAA
Penicillium lagena is the source of this 843-nucleotide messenger RNA. Its product is annotated as SDR family oxidoreductase. Gene Ontology annotation, biological process: triglyceride catabolic process; phosphatidic acid biosynthetic process. Gene Ontology annotation, cellular component: lipid droplet; endoplasmic reticulum. The coding region runs from base 1 to 843 and encodes 280 amino acids. The record is from RefSeq and is a predicted model, not a curated record. Gene Ontology annotation, molecular function: acylglycerone-phosphate reductase (NADP+) activity; triacylglycerol lipase activity. Lineage: Eukaryota; Fungi; Ascomycota; Eurotiomycetes; Eurotiales; Aspergillaceae. The transcript has a single exon.